CAAUGCCGAAAACAGGGCUACUCAACGGGAAGCUGACGCGCAAUCAGGGUCAAAAACGAUGACACCCCUCUCUUCCUCGGAGAUGGCUCGCUGGCCGCAGCACCCACCCCCAAGCUGAAUCAGCGCGGAAUCCGACCCGUCAUCAAAGUUUUGGACGACCGGUGCUUGGUGUUCGAUCCUCCUGAAGACAAUCCCGUCCAGAAAUUCUCCCGAUCCGUUGUACCCUCCGCCGGCAAGAAGGUCAAGGACCAAGUCUUUGCCUUCGACCGCAUCUUCGACCAGAAUGCCACCCAGAGCGAGGUUUACGAAGGGACGACCAAAGGCCUGCUGGACAGCAUCCUCGACGGCUACAAUGCCACCGUCUUUGCAUACGGCGCUACGGGAUGUGGCAAGACGCACACCAUUACCGGCACCCCGCAGCACCCCGGCAUCAUCUUCCUCACCAUGCAGGAGCUCUUUGAAAGGAUCCAGGAGAGGAGCGACGAGAAGAUCACCGAGGUGUCCCUCUCCUAUCUAGAGAUCUACAACGAGACGAUCCGUGAUUUGCUGGUUCCGGGCGGCAGCAAGCAGGGCUUGAUGUUACGCGAGGAUUCAAACCAGGCUGUCACGGUGGCCGGCCUGACCAGCCAUCACCCAAAAGAUGUGCAGGAGGUCAUGGACAUGAUUGUGCAGGGCAACGAAUACCGGACGGUUUCCCCUACGGCGGCCAACGCCGUCUCGUCGCGGUCUCAUGCGGUCCUGCAGAUCAACGUCGCCCAAAGAGACCGCAAUGCGGACGUCAACGAGCCCCAUACGAUGGCAACCCUCAGCAUCAUCGAUCUUGCGGGCAGCGAACGUGCUAGCGCCACCAAGAACCGGGGCGAGCGGCUGAUGGAGGGCGCCAAUAUCAACAAGUCGUUGCUGGCGCUCGGAAGCUGCAUCAACGCCCUGUGCGAUCCACGCAAGAGGAACCACGUGCCCUAUCGUAACAGCAAGCUCACCCGCCUGCUCAAGUUCUCGCUGGGCGGCAAUUGCAAGACGGUCAUGAUCGUCUGCGUCAGCCCGUCGAGCGAACACUAUGACGAGACCCAGAACACGCUGCGCUACGCCAACCGGGCCAAGAACAUCCAGACCAAGGUCACACGUAACGUUUUCAACGUCAACCGCCAUGUCAAGGACUUCCUGGUCAAGAUCGAUGAGCAGAUGGCCCUCAUCAACGAGCUCAAGGCCCAGCAGAAGGAUGCCGAAAAGACCUUCUUUGCCAAGUUCCGAAAGCAGAUGGACAAGCGGGACGCCGUGGUUCGGGAAGGCAUCCUCAGGCUGCGGGCCGCAUACGACAACGCUUCGUCGGAGCGGCAGGAGAAGGUCAACUUGAUGAAGAAGUUGAAGGCCAUCGAGAGGCGCAUCGGGCUACUCUCCGCGUGGAUCGCCGCAUUUGAUUCGGUGUGCGACGCGCGGGGCGAUGAGGAAGCCAUGCCGACCAACUUGGCCGCGAUGCGCAAGACGGCACACGGCAUCCUCAUGGAGCUCGAGAGCAGCAGGCACCACAUCCACCAGAGACUGGAGCGGGCCAACUGGGAGCGGGUGCUGGAUAUCGCUCUGAACCACAGCAUCUCUCAGCUACCCACAGGCGAUGGGAUCGUCGACGGCUCCGAGAGGGAUACCUUGGCCCGAGAGGUCGAGAUGCUCAAGGCGAGCUUCAUGCGAGACGCAUACAGAGAGGUCCUGGAGCAGGACAAGGCCGGUGAUGCGGCUGUCGUGCAGGUGCUCCUCAAUGCUCAGUUUGAUAUCUUGUCUUCGUUGUCCGAGACCCUCGGCAUGAGCGAGGAAGAGGCGGUCGCGAAAGCCAAAACCAUGGUCAACCGUCUCCUGGAGACCGGUUACUCUGCCGCAUCGCACGUUGUCAAGCCCGACGGCUCAUCCAUGAUGCCCGUCGAGCCUUUCUCUCCGUCCAAGCGGGGCACUCCGAAGCGAAAGAAGUCUCUUAGUAUUAACACGAAACCCAUAUCGGGCCCCAUCCUGGCGGCCACUCGCCAGGCGUUGACAUCCCCCGUCAGGGCGUCGCCGCGUCGCCGUAAAGUUGCCGCACGCAAGUCGGUUUCGUUCACACCGGUCAAGAAGAAGCAUGGUGUUCGAUGGCGUGACGACGAGAGCGAGCAGGGCACGCUUGCCGAUUACGAGAAGACACCGAAAAAGUUCGACUCUCCGAGUGAAUCUUCGCCCGAAAAGUCCCUUCCUCCCCAGCCUCCGGUGCCUUCAUACCUCAACCAAACGGAUUCUCCGCAACAUUCGAGCCCGAACCUCAACCCUCCUGACGUAUCAUCACUGUCACUCGGCAAGCCGAACCGAUUCCAGGCUGGCUUUCUUUCCAAGACCCGGGCAUCUCAGCAAAACAACGACUCCGCUGACGGCUCGCCCGUUCCGCCAACCCUCUCGCUGAACCUGGCCGGAUCCUCCGACACCGAAGACCGCCCCUCACCGCUGCGCUCCCUGCCCGUCAGUCGAGCUACUAACUCGCUCUCGCCUCCAGCAGCAGGAACUAACGGCAGCCCCAAACCCUCCGCUAGCAUGCUCUCCACCCUCAGCGAGAAUAGCAGGAACGAGAACGAGCCUCCUCGCCGCGCCUCCCCGUCUUCACGCCUGCCACGCGUUUCGACUGGCUCCGUCUCCGGCUCCGACUCGGAGCUCGACCCGCUCAAGAUCCGCUCCGCACUGCAAUUGGCCAAGCGCCGCGAACGCCUGUCGCUGCUCUCGGGGACGCCGGCCUCGGUCGGAAGGCGCGUUUCAUCCGUCGGCUCGAACCCGAGCGGCGUCGGCGGCAUCAACCUCGGCGGCCAUCGCCGCGCGUCGGCCAGCUACUCGGGUCCCGCCCACGCCCACGCAAGCACCUCCAACGGCAUCUCGCGCCACCGCAGGGGUAGUACCGAGCGUGGCAGCAGGCGUUCGCCGCCGCGGCCCAUCCCCAUCACCUGCUCCCCUCCCUCGGCCUCGGCGUCGGGAUCCGGCGUGGGGUCGUCACCCUCCGGGGCUUCGGGCAGGUACCAGGACGGAAGCUCGUUCCUCGGCGGUCCCGGGAGAAAUCUCACGCCUGGGCAGGCCAGGAGGAUGAACCUUGGGGGCAGCCUUCGGAUGGAACGCGGCGGGAGUCCGUCGGCCGUGGUGAAGGGUGCGGGUGGUGCCUCGGCGGAGGAUGGCAGUGCCAGUGCCGGCGUCGGUGGUAAGGCUAGGAGAAUCACCAUCGGCGCGGGUCCCGGUGGGGUGUUUUAACCGCCUAGUGCGGGGAGCGUGGGGAGUGCGGGGAGCGCGGGCAGCGGUAGUGGUGGUGGUAAUAGUGCGCAGCAGAGCUCGCUGCGGCCGCGCCCUAGCAUGGUGUGGAGGUAGACGUACCCAUACGGCCACCUGGAAGGUUUCUGUUUUAUGUAUUUUUGGGUUUGCG
Thermothelomyces thermophilus ATCC 42464 is the source of this 3415-nucleotide messenger RNA. RefSeq lists its product as uncharacterized. NCBI's taxonomy places the organism in Eukaryota, Fungi, Ascomycota, Sordariomycetes, Sordariales, Chaetomiaceae. The record is from RefSeq and is a predicted model, not a curated record. The transcript has 2 exons. The coding region runs from base 445 to 3246 and encodes 933 amino acids. Gene Ontology annotation, molecular function: microtubule motor activity; ATP binding; microtubule binding. Gene Ontology annotation, biological process: microtubule-based movement.